This is a messenger RNA of Schistosoma curassoni, 1307 nucleotides long. NCBI's taxonomy places the organism in Eukaryota, Metazoa, Platyhelminthes, Trematoda, Strigeidida, Schistosomatidae. The record is from the annotation of a GenBank genome assembly.
UGCUUGUAUACCCUGUUUUUUACCUUUUAUGUUGAUGAUGAAAAUGAUGGUAUUAUCCUUCAAUAGAUAUAUAAUUUUAUUAAUUCUUAUACAUUAUACUUAUACAAAACCACAUUUAGAAACAGUGAGUCGACGUGAUACAGAACAUUUUAUUGAUGAUCCAGAUCGUCAUGAUAUUGAAUUUGAUCAUAAUGCAUUUUUAGGUGAAGAGACUGCUAAAGAAUUUUCCCAACUUACACCAAAUGAAAGUGAAGAAAAAUUAAAAAUUAUUAUUAGAAAAAUUGAUAAAGAUAAUGAUGAAAAAAUUACAGAAUUUGAAUUAAAAUCUUGGAUUGAAUAUGUAGCUAGUAAAUCGAAACAAAAUAGUACAGAUCGUCAAUGGAAUGAUAUAAAUCCAACUAAUCAAUCUUCAAUUAAAUGGACAGAAUAUCUUAUAAAAACAUAUGGACCAGAAGAAGAACGAUUGAAAGAUACAGCUACAUCUGAAUCAUAUAAAAAAGCUGUACAACAUGAUCGACGACGAUGGGUUGCUGCUGAUUUAGAUGAAGAUGACAGUUUAAAUAAAACUGAGUUUACUGAUUUCGUACAUCCUGAAGACAGGCCAAAUAUGAGAGAUGCUGUUAUUGAUGAAUUAUUGGAAUAUGUGGAUAAGGAUAAUGAUGGAUAUGUAUCUGAAAAAGAAUAUUUAGGUAAAAUAAAAAUUUACUAUAUUUGGUUAUUAUUUCAGCUUACUGAACACCACCCUUAUCUAUCACAUUAUUAUUUUAGGGGGAAAAAGAAAACGACAAAAAGCUGGUAACCGAAACUGAAAACUUGUCUCCAACAUUGCUCACACAUAGUUUCUACAAAUUUGAUUUAGCUCGUGCUUAUCAAAGUACACCAUUUGAUGAAAAUGAACCUGAAGCAGAAUGGGUUGAACGUGAAAGAAGUCAAUUUCGUCGAUUCAGAGAUACAAAUCAAGAUGGUAGAAUGGAUAGAGCAGAAGUUGGUGAAUGGAUAAUGCCAUCAAAUUAUGAUCCAAUAGAUGCAGAAACAAAACAUUUAUUUUAUCAUGCUGAUACUAAUAAGGAUGGAUUAUUAACAGAAGCAGAAAUUAUCGCUAAACGAGAUACUUUUGUCAGUAGCCAGGCCACAAAUUACGGAAAUGCGCUAAAACAACAUGAAGAGCUUUAAUUAUAAUGAAAAUACAUUAAAACGAAACAUUAAAUUGGAUGAAAGUGCUUUAUUUCAUUUGUAACUGGUUGUUUUUUUUUAUUCGCUUGAUCCUGUUGGUAGUAUGAAUAAAAUAAUAAUCUUGUUCAUCAUUC